Messenger RNA from Cynara cardunculus var. scolymus (artichoke), 1522 nucleotides. RefSeq names its product putative glycosyltransferase 7. The record is from RefSeq and is a predicted model, not a curated record. Gene Ontology annotation, molecular function: galactosyltransferase activity. Gene Ontology annotation, cellular component: membrane; trans-Golgi network; endosome. The transcript has a single exon. Bases 125 to 1459 code for a protein of 444 amino acids. NCBI's taxonomy places the organism in Eukaryota, Viridiplantae, Streptophyta, Magnoliopsida, Asterales, Asteraceae.
ACUUCAUUCCAUCUCACCGGACGUCACCUCCACCGGUUAAUUCCGUCACUCAGAGAGAGAAACUGAACGAAAUCCCCCUUAGUUAAAAUGGUGUCCAUUCACUCUCUCAAUUCAAUUUCCCACAAUGCCGAACCGGAGAGGUUCAUCGUUUGCAGCCAACGGAAUUCCGAUCAUCGCCGGAACCACCGUAUCUCUGAUACUACUAUGGGCGUUCUGGCCGGGAAUCAGCUUCAGUACCAUCCACCGUCACCGGAUUACCAAUUACAGAACCGGGUCUAUUAAUAGUUUCAGAAUAUUUUCCGGUGGAAUCCGGAAUACUACCGUUACCGUUCGACGGUUUAACUUGACCCACGAUCCACCCGAACCGACAUUCUACGACGACCCGGAUCUCACAUACACCAUCAACAAACCCAUCGAGAAUUGGGACGAGAAGAGACGAGAAUGGCUAUGGCUGCACCCUUCAUUCCUACCGGGUCUAGAGGAACGGGUCUUGUUAAUAACCGGGUCACAACCCAACCCAUGCCAGAACCCGAUCGGCGAUCAUUUGCUAUUAAGGUUUUUCAAGAACAAAGUAGAUUACUGUCGGAUCCACGGCUACGAUAUCUUCUACAACAACGUACAAUUCCAUCCUAAAAUGUUCACCUACUGGGCCAAAAUCCCGUCGGUUCGGGCCGCAAUGUUGGCCCACCCGGAAGCCGAGUGGAUCUGGUGGGUCGACUCCGAUGCCGUUUUCACCGACAUGGAUUUCAAGUUACCGUUACAACGUUAUAAAAACCACAAUUUCGUCGUUCACGGCUGGCCCAAGCUGAUCUACGAGAAGAAAAGCUGGACGAGCUUAAACGCCGGCGUUUUCUUGAUCCGAAACAGUCAAUGGKCUCUUGAUUUCAUGGAUGUUUGGUCGGGUAUGGGUCCUCAGACUCCGAAUUACGAAAAAUGGGGCRAAAUCUUGAGGGAAACYUGCAAAGACAAGUUUUUCCCCGAAUCCGACGAUCAAACGGGUCUAGUUUAUUUAUUAUUAAAAGAAAAAGAAAAAUGGGGGAAUAAAAUAUACGUGGAAGAUGGGUAUUAUUUCGAGGGGUACUGGAUGGAAAUCGUGGGGAAAUUGGUGAACAUAACGGCGAGAUAUAACGGCGUUGAGAAACGGGAGCGCAGGUUAAGGAGACGGCAUGCCGAAAAGCUGAGAGAAGGCUAUUCUGCGCUGUGGGAGGAGUAUUUGAAAUUGGAAGGUGCAAGGUAUGGCGUGGAUGGUUGGAGACGGCCGUUUAUGACGCAUUUCACGGGGUGUCAGCCGUGUAGCGGCAGGCAUAACGAGUUGUACACUAUGCAGGGUUGUUGGGAUGCUAUGCAGAUGGUAUUGAACUUUGCUGAUAAUCAAGUGCUGCGUAGCUAUGGUUUCGUGCACCCGAGUCUAGGUGAUUCCGCCUCGGUGGUUCCUCUACCGUUCGAUUAUCCUGCUUAAGAGGGUAAAAUAGCUGGUUGUAUCUUGUUUGUGAAAAUGUUAAGUUUACAACAAUAAUUAGGG